Molecule: messenger RNA, 1815 nt
Organism: Eucalyptus grandis
Lineage: Eukaryota; Viridiplantae; Streptophyta; Magnoliopsida; Myrtales; Myrtaceae
Product: ankyrin repeat-containing protein ITN1
Exons: 6
Coding region: 1-1815 (604 amino acids)
Molecular function (GO): protein binding
Source: RefSeq, a predicted model, not a curated record
AUGGCGACGCAACCAAGUGAAGAACAAGGAAAUUCGAAUCAUGCAGAACCAGCAGCAGAUAUUGAAAAUGUUUUAGCAAGCCUUGGAUCAGCUUCUUCCCAAUCUGGAGGUGCUUCAGCAAGGAUAAAAGUAUUAACUGAAGGAUCUGAAAAGUUUGCGUCUAUUGCAAAAAAUUCCGAAGAGGAAGUGGAUGAACCCUAUUACCGACCAUUGUUGCGAGCUGCAUUCCGGGGUGAUUGGGAAUCUGCUACAAGAUUUUUCGAACGAGAUGCUGCUUCAAAGAUGGCCAAAAUAACAAGGAGAUCAGAGACAUUGCUUCACAUAGCCGCUUUGAGCGCACAUGACCAAUUUUUAGAGAACCUGGUUGAGCUCUUGUCUCCGAAUCCAGUAGCGCUUGAAAUGGUUGAUUGUGGUGGCCGCACAGCCCUCCACAAUGCUGUCUUGUGUGGAAGGAUAAGGAUGGUCAAGGCAUUAGUUAGAAGUAAUCCUACGUUGACGCAACUUGCAGAUGAGGAAGGACGUGUUCCUUUGGGAAUAUCUGCUCUAGAAGCUUCUAUGCAUAAGGAGAUUGCCUGGUUCCUGGCGAAAAGUACAACAGACGAUGGGCCAAGUCAACCCUUUAGCAGUCCCUCCGCGAUUGAUUUCAUUUUAGAGCUCACCGACAGUGGUCAUCUUGGUAUACCGGUGAACUUGAGCUACAAACCAACAGAUAAAAAUUCGGAUACGGUUCCUAUAAUCAAGAGAGUUCACGAGAAGAAGCGGGUACACGUGGAGGCAGUCGAGUUGGGAAAACAAGUUUGCAUGGCGAUCUCUUGUAUGAGCACUACCGAGAUCACCGAAUUUUUCCAAGAUGGGAACUUGCUGUAUCAAGCUACACUCAGGGGAAUCAGUGAAAUCGUGAAGCUGUGUAUUCAGUUUUUCCCGGAGCUUAUUCGAAUUAGGCCCUUUGGUAAUAGUUUGCCGUCACAUGCAAUGCAGUUUCGCCAACCAAGGACUCUUGGACUCUUUCUGAAGUUAAGCUCAACCGCUGAGUUGUCAUUAGUCCUAAGGCCUACAUUCAACGAUUCAGAGGGGAUGAUGAAAUCAGUAGUGUCGUAUGGUUUCGAUAGUGACGUGACUGGAGCAGCUUUUGAAAUGCAAAGAGAACUCCAAUGGUUUAAGGCUGUGGAAAGCUGGAUUAUCCCUUCAGUGAGAUCCUACUACUACUUUGAGGAAAACAAUAAGGGCAUCGGGAAAACAUUUUGGAAAGCAUUUGUGGAAAACCACAAAGAGUUGCUUGAGAAAGGAGGGAAGUGGGUGAAGGACACAGCAAAUUCAUGUAUGCUCGUCUCAACUCUAAUUGCCACAAUAUUGUUUGCUGCUGCUUUCACCGUGCCUGGAGGCAAUGACAAUAAUACCGGAGUGCCAUUGUUGUUAGGACAAGAUUCUCUCUUGAUUUUUGCAAUUUCGGAUGCAUUAGGUUUGUUCUCCUCUGUGACGGCCAUCUUGCUAUUUCUAGCCAUUCUAACUUCGCGGUAUGAGGCACAAGACUUUCUGUACUCGUUGCCUAAGAAGAUCUUAAUGGGCCUUUGUUUUCUCUUCCUCUCCUUGGCUUUCAUGCUGGUGACCUUCGCUGCAACUCUCACAAUGGUGCUUCAUAAGAGACUGGAGUGGAUUCUCAUUCCCAUUAUUUUGCUGGCCUCUAUCCCUGUGGCUUUAUUCAUAAUACUACAACUUCCCUUGCUAUUCCAAAUGGUUCAAUCCACUUAUGGAUCUAGCAUCUUUCGUCCCGAGGGCAUUUGGGAUGGAGUCAAUUAUAUUGAACAAGAUCAAUGA